Diuraphis noxia (Russian wheat aphid) is the source of this 600-nucleotide messenger RNA. RefSeq lists its product as uncharacterized. The record is from RefSeq and is a predicted model, not a curated record. NCBI's taxonomy places the organism in Eukaryota, Metazoa, Arthropoda, Insecta, Hemiptera, Aphididae.
AUGGUAUAUUUAGCAACCGGAGAUUCAAUGAAAACUAUUUCGUUCAGCUAUCGUUUAGGUCUUUCUACUGUAUACCAAAUCAUCAUAGAAGUAUGUUAUGCAAUUAUUGAAAUUGUUAUGCCAGAAGUUAUGCCUGUUCCAACUGAACAAAAGUGGAAAGAAAUCGCAUYAGAGUUUURGACUUGCUGGAACUUCCCCAAUUGUUUAGGUGCUAUCRAUGGCAAACAUGUUACAAUUCAAGCUCCUCCUAAUAGUGGAUCACAAUAUUUUUAUGUGGGAAGUUUUGGUAAAAAUAGUGAUGGAGGCAUCAUGGCCCAUUCAAAAUUAGGGAAAGCUCUUGAUCAAAAUAAACUGAAUGUACCACCAAAAGAAGCGUUGUYAGGAACUACAAAUGAUGUACCGUACGUUAUUGUAGGCGAUGAAGCCUUCCCAUUAAAAACGUAUUUAUUGAGACCCUAUCCCGGAAAACAGCUAGAUUGUAAUGAAAAAAGAGUAUACAACUAUCGUCUAUGCCGGGCAAGACGAGUUGUGGAAAAUGCAUUUGGUCUAUUAUCACAAAAGCUUAAAAUAUAUAAGAUACACAGACACAGAGCUCCUUGA